Messenger RNA from Didymella exigua CBS 183.55, 1710 nucleotides. Its product is annotated as serine/threonine-protein kinase Chk1. NCBI's taxonomy places the organism in Eukaryota, Fungi, Ascomycota, Dothideomycetes, Pleosporales, Didymellaceae. The transcript is spliced from 3 exons. The record is from RefSeq and is a predicted model, not a curated record. Bases 1 to 1710 code for a protein of 569 amino acids. Gene Ontology annotation, molecular function: protein kinase activity; ATP binding. Gene Ontology annotation, cellular component: cytoplasm; nucleus; site of double-strand break. Gene Ontology annotation, biological process: mitotic G2 DNA damage checkpoint signaling; protein phosphorylation.
AUGGGCCCUCCACCUGGGAGCCAAGUCGCUCCUCUACCCUCGAACCUACCCUUCCGGCUCGUCAGCAAAACAAUAGGGCAGGGCGCAUAUGCUUCCAUACGCAAAGCUGUACCCCACGACAAGCCGAAGCCCGUCAUCGCGAUCAAGUUCAUCAACAAAGAGCAUGCAUUCAAGCAGGGCCGCCUCUCGCCGAAGCAGAUUAAGAUGGAAAUAGUCUUGCAUCAGCACCUCGGCAAGCACCAGAACAUUGUACACCUCCUCGGCUCAGGAGAAGACGCAUUAUGGACAUGGAUAGCCAUGGAGCUUGCAGACGGCGGUGACCUGUUCGACAAGAUCGAGGCCGAUGAGGGCGUAGGAGAAGACAUUGCACACUUCUAUUUCUGUCAGCUGAUCAACGCCGUUGGGUACAUGCACUCGAAAGGGAUUGCACACCGCGACAUCAAGCCUGAAAAUGUGCUGCUGAGCGCUGAGGGAGAUCUUAAGCUCAGUGACUUUGGACUUGCAGCUCUGUUCAAGAAGGAUGGCAAAGCGCGGUUGUGCAACACUGUAUGCGGUUCACCGCCGUACAUUGCUCCUGAGAUCGUCAGCGGCAGGAGAAGCAAGAGAGCAGAUAUGCUGGAUGUUGGCUACCACGCAAAUGUAUGCGAUAUCUGGAGUUGUGGUGUUGUGCUGUUCGUCCUACUCGUCGGUAACACGCCAUGGGACGAGCCUACAAUGCGCAGCGAAGAGUUCAAGGAGUACGUUGAGACAAACGGACAGACAACGGACGAACUUUGGGAGCUGGUACCUCCUGAAGUCACCCCGUUGCUUCGCGGGAUGUUGAAGCUCGACUCUGCAUCAAGAUUCACGCUCGACGACAUCCGGAGGCAUCCUUGGUUUAGAAAGCCGAACGUCUACUUGUCUUCGAAUGGUACCAAUGCCAAUCCUGUAGGUAUGGCUACGCAGAUGCUGUCCCAACUACGCAUCGACUUCGCACGAGGGCCGACUCAGUCCCAGCGAGGCUUCUCACAAGACGAGGACGCCAUGGAAAUCGACGCAUCUCCCAGGCGCUCGAGCGCAAAUCCAGCGAACGCAGUCCACAUGCUGUCCUCCACACAGCCGGAGACCCCAGUAGGUGAGUCUGUCUUCGACUGGGAGCGUCCACCUCGACUGGCUUCCUACGAUAGCGUACCAGCUUCUCGGCCCAUGGGUGACGACCAACGGCCAGCCUACCAGUCACAAACGGUCAGCUCGACUCCCUUCAUGUCUCAACUCCCACCAUCCACACAAGACAUGCUGUCUCAGGAUCCUGGAAUGGCACAGUUUAGUUCAACACCGCAGGUUCCGCUCACCCUCACGCAGAUGGCACGCAGAUUUGCCGAUGUUAUGCCGUCGUAUUCGCUCGCACGUUUCAUCUCGCCGCACGCGCUUUCUUUCCUUAUCCCGCUUCUGCUCGAGGCUUUGCAUGGACUCGGCGUGCCACCACCAGUUUUCACCGAGAGUCAGAUCGCGCGGUGUGAGCUGGAUGAGAGUGCUAGCAUCAGAGUCAAGAUGGCCGAUGGACGGCGGCAAGGCUUGAACGGACAUAUUGUGAUAGAGAAAGCGGUAUACUAUGGCAUGGCGUACUGUGAGGUGAGGUUUGUCAAAGCCAGUGGCGAUCCUCUUGAGUGGAGGAGAUUCUUUAAAAAUGUUGUAAUAUUGGUCGGCGAAGUCGUCUUGAGGCCUAGCUAG